AUGGAUGCCAGCAAUGUUACUUUCGACCCGUCCAACAUGUACUCGAACAAUCCCCAGGAGAAGACGAGUAUUAUCAACUUGGUCAUUAGCCAAGCACCUGCCGGGGCUGCGAGUGCCACAGUCGUGAACGGCUGGCACACCAGCAGAAGCGACAGACGGCGGCACUGUACCGUCGAUUACUACGACGCCGCUGGUAACCGGAUCAGCCGAGAGCACAUUAUCUGA
Molecule: messenger RNA, 225 nt
Organism: Aspergillus tanneri
Lineage: Eukaryota; Fungi; Ascomycota; Eurotiomycetes; Eurotiales; Aspergillaceae
Exons: 2
Coding region: 1-225 (74 amino acids)
Source: RefSeq, a predicted model, not a curated record